Molecule: messenger RNA, 2146 nt
Organism: Cannabis sativa
Lineage: Eukaryota; Viridiplantae; Streptophyta; Magnoliopsida; Rosales; Cannabaceae
Product: calcium-dependent protein kinase 1
Exons: 8
Coding region: 194-1801 (535 amino acids)
Biological process (GO): intracellular signal transduction; protein autophosphorylation; peptidyl-serine phosphorylation
Cellular component (GO): nucleus; cytoplasm
Molecular function (GO): calmodulin binding; calcium-dependent protein serine/threonine kinase activity; ATP binding
Source: RefSeq, a predicted model, not a curated record
GAAAAUAAAAUAAAAGAACCAAAUCCGGGAUCCAUAUUACACAGGCCCAUUUUAGUAAUUUCAAAUAAAGUCAAGGUCAAUCCUUUUCAGACAAAACCCGCUUUUAUAUUCCCAUCUCCGACCACCGUUGACAAACCCAAACAGCCCCAACUCUUAUCAAACCUCUCUCCUUUGACCUCCGUUGACCACACCCAUGGGCAACUCAUGCAGUUCAGGUCAAUCCUCCGGCGGAUCAGCUAACCCAGGUCACAACCAACGCCCUUCCGGCGCCAAUGGCGGCGGCGUUCAGAUCCUCCCACCCGAUGCUAGACCUUCACCUCCGAGACAAAGACCUCAUUUACCAAACCCAAAACCAGUCUCAUCUACUUCUUCUUCUUCUGGUCCAGCUGGUACCGGAGUCGGCCGCGUGUUGGGCCGGCCGAUGGAGGAUGUCCGGUCAACCUACGUGUUUGGCCGCGAACUAGGUCGGGGUCAGUUUGGGAUUACUUAUCUUGUGACCCAUAAGGAGACUAAGCAACAAUUCGCUUGUAAAUCCAUUGCAGCAAGGAAGCUAAUCAAUCGCGAUGAUAUCGAAGAUGUACGGCGUGAGGUUCAGAUUAUGCAUCAUAUGACUGGUCAUCGGAAUAUUGUUGAGCUUAAAGGUGCUUAUGAGGAUCGACACUCUGUUAAUUUGGUUAUGGAGCUUUGUGCUGGAGGUGAGCUCUUUGAUCGGAUCAUUGCUAAGGGUCAUUACUCUGAACGAGCUGCUGCUAAUCUCUGCCGUCAGAUCGUGACUGUGGUUCAUAAUUGUCAUACGAUGGGGGUUAUGCAUAGGGAUUUGAAGCCUGAGAAUUUUUUGCUUCUUAGUAAAGAUGAGGACUCGCCUCUUAAGGCUACUGAUUUUGGGCUUUCUGUGUUUUUCAAGCCUGGAGAUGUGUUUAAGGAUCUUGUUGGAAGUGCAUACUAUGUUGCCCCUGAAGUUUUGCGCCGGAAUUAUGGUGCUGAGGCAGAUAUUUGGAGUGCUGGUGUUAUAUUGUACAUUCUUCUUAGUGGUGUUCCACCAUUCUGGGGAGAGAAUGAACAAAGUAUCUUUGAUGCUGUUCUUCGAGGACAUAUGGAUUUCUCAUCUGAUCCGUGGCCUUCCAUCUCUAGUAGUGCUAAAGAUCUUGUGAAGAAAAUGCUUUGUUCUGAUCCUAAAGAACGGCUAUCAGCAUUUGACGUCCUAAACCAUCCAUGGAUGAGAGAAGAUGGUGUUGCAUCUGAUAAACCUCUUGAUAUUGCUGUCUUGACUAGAAUGAAACAGUUCAGAGCAAUGAAUAAACUCAAAAAAGUAGCUUUGAAGGUAAUUGCUGAAAAUCUUUCUGAAGAGGAAAUCAUGGGAUUGAAGGAAAUGUUUAAAUCCAUGGACACAGAUAAUAGUGGAACUAUUACAUACGAAGAGUUGAAAGCCGGUUUGCCAAAACUUGGUACCAAGCUUUCUGAGUCUGAAGUGAGGCAGUUGAUGGAAGCGGCUGAUGUUGAUGGAAAUGGUACAAUUGAUUAUAUUGAGUUUAUAACAGCUACCAUGCACUUGAAUAGAAUGGAAAGAGAGGAACACUUAUUCACUGCUUUUGAAUAUUUUGACAAGGACAAGAGCGGGUACAUUACAAUGGAAGAAUUGGAGCAAGCCCUUAAAAAGUAUAACAUGGGAGAUGAGAAAACAAUAAAGGAAAUCAUUGCAGAAGUUGACACAGACAAUGAUGGUAGAAUAAACUAUGAAGAAUUUGUAGCAAUGAUGAGGAAAGGCAAUCCAGAUAUGGUGGUAAACAGACGGCGCAAAUAGGUGUAAACAUAGUUCCUUGUUUUUCGCUAAAUCUUUCUUCAGCUUUGUUGUUCAUAAAAUAUUUUUCGCCAUUCAAUUGCUUUAAUUAUUCGCUUACUACUCUAUUCUUGCUCAUCCGCCUUUGGAGGGACUAGUUUUCGAUCGGUUUCAAGUGUUUGAGGGAUACGAAAUUUCGAGACCAACUCAUCCUCUUUCUCUUCCUAUUAAGAGCAAGAAAAUAAGAGUUUUGUGAUUGUACUCGGCCAUUCUAAUUUGAUCUCAUUUUGUCUUUUGUUUUUAAGCUCAUCUUAUUAUCAACAAAGCAAUAGAAUUAUGAAAAAAAAAAAAACAAGCUUGACCUUUUCA